UCAGUGAGAAAAAAGCAAAACAAGAAGUGCGUUUUGUUGGGGACCAUAAUUUAGCCAUGUUGUGUAUCCAUGAAAACAACAGAGCAAAUAUUACAAAGUCGCAAGGAAACGAGGCUAAAAACUUUACAGUCAGAUUAAUAAAUGUGGGCUGUUGAUUCCGGUGAUGUUCUGUUGAUUGUCAUGGCCACAGCAACCAUACAGUAGCAGCAACACGUUAAUCGCAGUCAAUACCAAAGAUUCUAGAACAGAGCUCUGUUCUAGAAUCUUUGGUCAAUACCACUUUGGGGUAUGUGAAUCAAAAGCUAGGCCAAUAUCCAAACUUGAGAGAAUGGCAUUAAUGCAUUACCACCAACAUUUGUCUCAUCUAUCUACUGUCUUUCAAUAAAAUUGUAUCGUAAGGGCUACACAGUCAUAUGAAUUAAUGGCGUUGUCUCUGCCUCCAUCUUUAAGCAGUUGCCCCGGUAACCGAUAAAACGGCUAUCGUUGGUAGAGCUAAUUAGCUAGCACUAACGUUAGCGGCUGGAACAUCUGGGUACUUUGUUAUCUCGCCGCCAAAUUAGUGACCAGGAAGUGACCAGGGCUAUUAUCCUGUCUCUGAGAGAUGGCAUAUCUUCGUUCAACAGCCUCUGUGAUUCCAUCCUCAAUAUGGACCUAACCUCUCCUGACACUUUUGAUUAUGAACACAUCAGAGUGCUGAUUGUCAACACUGAGCAGGCCAUGAGGAAGACUACGCAGGAGGCCGAGGGGAAACUGGGAAAACUGGAUGAGGACACAGAGAACCUCACAGCACAACUGCACGCGCUUGCCAAAGUGCGAGAUGACAAUAUACUCAAUUUAGACCACUUAAAAACCAAGUUAGAUGCUGAGACGCAGUCCUUAAAAAAUUCAGAGGAAACGCUGGAGCAGGCCAGAACACUUCUUCAAAAUAAUGAAGACGUGCUUAACAAACAGCGUAGCAGAAAAAGUACUGCUACUGCUAUAGCGGGUGCUAGUCCAGCAAUGCUAAUCGUCCCAGUUAUUGGAUGGAUAGCUGCAAUAGCCAUGGCAGCUGGUGGCGGUGUGGAAAUCAGUGAAGCUGAAAAGGCAGUUCACGUUGCAAAAGAGGAGGUGGAGAAGGCUGAGUGUCAGGUAAAGACUUUCUCUGAUAAGGUUUCUGACUAUCAGUCCAAAAUCUCAAAAUCUGAAUGCGAUAUCAGACAGACAGACGGGGAACUGGAACGUGUCCGAGGAAGAAUCUCUGGGGUUCAGCAGCAGAGAGUGGCCUUGGCAGAGUUCCAGGUGCAGAUGCGAGACACUGUCCACCUCCUGGGGUGCCUGAAUGGGGCAGCCAAUGCACUGGAGCUCCAGACCAAACGCUCCAUCCUCCUGGAGCCUGUGAUGAAGGUGAUUGGGGAAAUGGUGAAGGUGGCUGGGGGAAUCCUGGGGAAGGAGAUUCUAGAGGAUGCGGACCUGACUAAUCUCAUCAAUGCCAUGAGAGAGAAAAGCAGGAGACUGGCAGAUAUUUGUGCCUCACACGACUCUUCAGUUCUUAGUCCUUAUUAGAUAUUUACAUAGUUAUCAUUAUCUGUGAUUUCAGAAAAAAAUAUGAAUGCCUCUUCCUUAGUUCAACUACAUUUUGAUCUGUGUAAUUUAAUAAAAGGAGCUAAGGGACUGUUCGUUAUUUAUAAACCGGGCCACCGGAGGAAAAUAGGG
Molecule: messenger RNA, 1692 nt
Organism: Alosa alosa (allis shad)
Lineage: Eukaryota; Metazoa; Chordata; Actinopteri; Clupeiformes; Clupeidae
Exons: 3
Coding region: 646-1542 (298 amino acids)
Source: RefSeq, a predicted model, not a curated record